Messenger RNA from Phytophthora nicotianae INRA-310, 444 nucleotides. RefSeq lists its product as hypothetical. NCBI's taxonomy places the organism in Eukaryota, Oomycota, Peronosporomycetes, Peronosporales, Peronosporaceae. Bases 1 to 444 code for a protein of 147 amino acids. The record is from RefSeq and is a predicted model, not a curated record. The transcript has 2 exons.
AUGGGCUUUAACAGCCUGGAACCACGAGCAGCGUCUAUCGGGGCUAAAUCGGAGUCAAGUGGGCCCUUUAUUAGUUCACCUCAUCACCAACGUCAACUGGAAAGACUACUUUUGGAAUUUCAGGUAUCGCUGGCGCUACCCGAUACGUUUGUGGAGCAUCCGGCAACGCUACGCCUUUUCAAGUUCCUUAACUCGGAGUGUGUUGGCUUGUUACCAUCUCGACGUGUCCUUGGUGGACGCGUCUUAGAUGCAUGUGGUAAGGAAUACUUGGAGCAGAGUGCUACAGUACUACGCAAAGUUCAGGACACUACCGGAGGACGCGUGAAUUUUUUAAGUGACGUUUGGCAAAAUAUCGCUAAAACACAUUUAUUAGGAGUUCAUCUCACUCUUUUUGGCAAAGUAUACAUCGAAGAAGCAGUGGGUAAUUGGAUCUGCAAUCACUGA